This is a messenger RNA of Rhododendron vialii, 2078 nucleotides long. RefSeq names its product CDP-diacylglycerol--serine O-phosphatidyltransferase 1-like. Gene Ontology annotation, biological process: phosphatidylserine biosynthetic process. The record is from RefSeq and is a predicted model, not a curated record. NCBI's taxonomy places the organism in Eukaryota, Viridiplantae, Streptophyta, Magnoliopsida, Ericales, Ericaceae. The coding region runs from base 425 to 1765 and encodes 446 amino acids. Gene Ontology annotation, molecular function: L-serine-phosphatidylethanolamine phosphatidyltransferase activity. The transcript is spliced from 14 exons.
CACUCUCUCUCUCUCUCAUCAUCAUCUGCAACUGUUGCAGAGGAACUUCACACACUCUCUCUCUCUAUCUUUCUCUCUCCACUUUUCCUCCUCUGCCACCGCGAGACGUUACACUUCUUUUUCCUGCGGCUUUUAGAGAGAGAAAGGGAGAGACGAAUUACAUCUUUUAGUAGUACUUAUCUUUUAUGGUUUUGGCAGGGAUUAUCUUCUUUACUUUCAUCAUUGUUUUGCCUCAUCAAUCUCUCUCGCUCUGUGUGCGAUCAAAUUUAACUCUCGCACCCUGGCUCUCCGAUCCGACGGUCACGAUCUCAUCGUCACCCAAUCGUACGCCUCGCCCUCCCCUGUCAGCCCUCCUCUACCAACUGCAAGUCUCACUGUCUUAUCGUCUGCAGUGAGCAGGUGGCAUCUAUACGACAAGGGGGUGAUGGAUGUUAAUGGUGACAGGAGACAACGGAGAAAGAAUCGCACUGCUCAGGAAAAUGGUGACAUGGGUCCAUUAGUUGCUGCUGCUGAUGAGCUGGAUCCCUGGACUGCAUGGGCAUACAAACCUCGUACCAUUACGUUGUUGCUUGUUGGUGCAUGCUUUCUAAUGCCUUCCUUCCUGGUCUACAAUGCAGCUAAAGAGAUGCCUUACUUCAUAUAUUUAAGUUGGGCUAGUGGGGCUCUUGAUCCUCAAAGUAGUUCAUCCGGUGAUAUUGUUACUUCCGUGAAAAGGGGCGUAUGGGCAAUGAUUGCAGUUUUUCUUGCUUACUGCUUGCUUCAAGCCCCGUCAACGAUACUUAUUAGGCCGCAUCCUGCAAUCUGGAGAUUAGUUCAUGGCAUGGCUGUUAUUUAUCUUGUUGCUCUCACGUUUCUGCUUUUCCAGAAUCGAGAUGAUGCUCGUCAAUUCAUGAAAUUUCUUCACCCUGAUCUUGGCGUUGAACUUCCUGAGAGAUCAUAUGGUGCUGAUUGCAGAAUCUAUAUGCCUGAAAAUCCCACAAACAGGUUUAAGAAUGUUUAUGAUACACUUUUUGAUGAAUUUGUGUUGGCUCAUAUCUUUGGAUGGUGGGGUAAGGCUAUAAUGUUUCGUAAUCAGCCCCUUUUGUGGGUCCUGUCAAUUGGAUUUGAGUUGAUGGAGCUUACCUUCCGCCACAUGUUGCCAAAUUUCAAUGAGUGCUGGUGGGACAGCAUUGUUCUUGAUAUAUUAAUCUGCAAUUGGUUUGGUAUCUGGGCUGGAAUGCAUACAGUUCGCUACUUUGAUGCGAAAACGUAUGAGUGGGUUGGUAUAAGCCGGCAACCAAAUAUUAUGGGCAAGGUCAAACGAACGCUAAGUCAGUUUACACCAGCGCAGUGGGACAAAGAUGAGUGGCACCCCCUACUUGGUCCAUGGCGUUUCAUACAAGUGUUGACUUUAUGCAUUGUGUUCUUGACUGUUGAGCUCAACACUUUCUUUCUUAAGUUUUGUCUUUGGAUUCCUCCUCGCAACCCACUGAUUGUGUAUAGGUUGGUCUUGUGGUGGCUAAUCGCAAUACCAACAAUUCGUGAGUACAAUUCAUACCUACAGGAUCGAAAACCUGUGAAGAAGGUGGGCGCAUUUUGUUGGCUUUCUGUUGCUAUCUGCAUCAUUGAGCUCCUCAUCUGUAUCAAGUUUGGACAUGGAUUAUUCCCCCAGCCAAUGCCUAUGUGGUUGGUGGUUUUCUGGACUUCCAUCGCUGUUGUCCUUUUGAUAUUUUUGAUUGUGUGGUCGGGGCAACUGCAUCGGACGCUGCGGAGAAAACAACAAUGAUUGUGUCAUUUUACAAGUAUCAUUCUUUCAUUCCAUUUUUGCUGUGUAAACCAACCACCCUUGUAAAUUAUCACCAUCUUGAGUUGUAAAUGCUUAUUACUUAGGUUAGUUGAGCGCAGAUUCUGAAUAGAAAUCACUCCAUUUAGGUUGUUGGAAAGGUUUUCUAAAUUUGGUCUCUCAGAAUAAUGAAUUUUUUUCUUCCAUUAACAAUUUGUAACUUGUUCAUAUAUUUUUGUUGACCAGAACCAUUGGUUUUGUAUCUUGAUUCUCUUAGUUUUUUGGUGAAGUUGAUAUUGAACAUUUUUUUGCUGCA